AAAGAUUGAGAAGAACAGAAAAGAGAAGAAAACAAGGGUUCAAUCCUUACAUUUUCGGUUAGCGCCGACAAGUGCACUUUGAUUGAUUUCAAUUUCUAGGCACGAGGAAACUGCUUGUACUUCGCUGAAUUGGGAUAUCUCUUUCAAUCACACUCAUCCCUCUCCCUUUUCAGAAGAACUCGCUUUCUCACCAUCUUGCGUUGUAUCGGUACAUUCAUCUUCUCCUUCAUUCAAUAUUGUGCAAGAGAACUCGUUUUUAUGGCCAUUGUCCUGAAAUCAACUUGCUUCUUGCAAUUGAAGAAACCUGAGGCCAGUUUCCAGAUUUGUUUUUCCUCCAAGAAAGCUAUAAUCUCAGUAAAAAGACACACUCCAGUUGCUGCUAUCAGAACCAUGGAAGCAGUUGGGCUCUCUGAAACAUUCAUCAGACUUAAAAAACAAGGAAAAGUGGCUUUCAUCCCAUACAUCACAGCUGGUGAUCCUGACCUUUCAACCACAGCAGAAGCACUGAAAUUGCUUGAUUCAUGUGGGUCUGACAUAAUUGAGCUAGGUGUUCCAUACUCUGAUCCUUUGGCAGAUGGUCCUGUUAUCCAGGCUGCUGCUACCCGAUCUUUAGCAAGGGGGACUAAUUUUAAUGCGAUUAUUUCUAUGUUGAAGGAGGUUGUUCCGCAAUUAUCUUGUCCAAUUGCACUGUUUUCUUAUUACAAUCCAAUACUAAAGCGAGGUACUGAGAGAUUUAUGUCCACCAUAAGAGACAGCGGCAUACAUGGGCUUGUAGUCCCAGAUGUUCCUCUGGAGGAGACGGAAACUUUAAGGACAGAAGCUAAGAAGAAUGGAAUUGAACUGGUACUCCUCACAACACCCACCACUCCAACAAAUCGAAUGAAAGCCAUUGUUGAUUCUGCGGAAGGAUUUGUGUAUCUUGUGAGCUCAGUGGGGGUCACUGGAGCCCGAGCAUCAGUUAGUGUAAAGGUUCAAACUCUUCUGCAGGAAAUUAAAGAGGCAACAACUAAGCCUGUGGCAGUUGGUUUUGGAAUAUCAAAACCUGAGCAUGUGAAGCAGGUAGUGGAAUGGGGAGCUGAUGGUGUGAUUGUUGGCAGUGCUAUGGUGAAGUUGCUUGGUGAGGCCAAAUCUCCUCAAGAGGGAUUGAAAGAACUGGAAAAUUUCACUCGCUCUCUAAAAUCAGCACUUCCUUGAAAAUAAGCUUUGAGAGUUCUAGUAGUUACCAUCUUCACAGAUAAUGGACUGAAUAAGGAUAUGUUUGUUAAACUAUUAUUAUUAUUAUGUCCGUGGUAUAUUAUUAUCAAGUUUUUGUUCCUUUUCAAUGAUGAUUGGAUCUCUUCGUUACUGGAAGUGAAUACUGAAUAAUGUCCCAUUAGAGAUUCACCUCCUUUCUCUGCUGAGCUGUGUCAUCUGGUUCCCCCUUAAACAUUUCACCUCUUGUAUAAGAGCCUCC
Messenger RNA from Gastrolobium bilobum, 1453 nucleotides. Its product is annotated as tryptophan synthase alpha chain. Lineage: Eukaryota; Viridiplantae; Streptophyta; Magnoliopsida; Fabales; Fabaceae. Gene Ontology annotation, biological process: L-tryptophan biosynthetic process. The record is from RefSeq and is a predicted model, not a curated record. Gene Ontology annotation, molecular function: tryptophan synthase activity. The transcript has 10 exons. Bases 259 to 1194 code for a protein of 311 amino acids. Gene Ontology annotation, cellular component: cytosol; chloroplast.